UCAUAAUAAUAAAAUGAAAAAUAAAAAUAAGUAUGCAGGCAACCUUUUUUAUUCAUGCUAGAGUCUGAUUGCUGGCCAUGGUUUGCCACGGUUGCUAGGUUGUAACCAGGGACUCUACAGCGGGAAGACGUAGCUGUCAGUUGAAGAGAUAAUGUCGGAAGCCAAAAAAGCUAAAACUUAUCACUUUCAUCGCGAGUGGGAAGAUGAUUACUUUUUUACUUUUUCAAAUUCAAAGUCGGUUUGUCUGAUCUGUAAUGCUGCUGUGGCCAUUCCGAAGAAGGGGAAUUUGGAGCGACACUUUCUUACGGUUCACAAGAAGUAUGCUAGUGACUUCCCGGCGAGAUCAGCUCUACGGACUGAGAAGGUUUCUGAGCUGAAGAGACAACUAGCCGCAAAGCAGGCAGUGUUUACGAGACCUGUCAACAAGAGUAAAGCUGCCACGGUAGCGUCUUACCGUGUCAGUAGAGUUCUGGCAAAGCGAAAAAAAAGUUUUAAAGAUGGCGAAGUUUUCAAGGAAGCUUUUUUGGAAGCCGCUGACACGCUUUUUGCUGACUUCAAAAACAAGAAAGAGAUCGUGUCCUCUAUUGAAGAUAUGCAGCUGUCCAGGAACACCGUUACAAGGCGGUGCGAGGCCAUGUCAGGGGAUAUAGAACAGCAGCUACAAAAUGACAUUGACGCCUGCCUUUGUUUUUCCUUGCAAUUUGAUGAGUCGACUGAUGCUGUGGAUGUGGCGCAGUUGUGUGUUUUCAUUCGGAUGGUUUUUGGCGACAUGACGGCAAAAGAGGAGCUCCUGACCAUUUUGCCUUUGAAAGGGCACACAAGAGGGUCAGAUAUUUUUGACACUUUUAUGGAGUUCGUCAGCAAGUCUAAUCUACCUCUCUUCAAACUGACAUCCAUCACAACUGAUGGGGCUCCAUCUAUGGUUGGGCGCACUGCUGGGUUCGUUGCUCUGUGCAAGCUUUCGGAAUCUUUCCCGGAUUUUUUGAGCUACCACUGCAUCAUUCAUCAACAACAGCUGUGCGGCAAGAUUUUAAAUAUGAAGGACGUCAUGGAUGUUGCGAUGAAGAUCGCUUGCUCUGUUCGGGCCAGGAGUUUACAGAGGCGUUUAUUCCGUGCCCAGCUGGAGGAGGCAGGUGCAGACCACACAGAUCUGCUGCUGCACACCGACGUCAGGUGGCUGAGCCGUGGCAGAUUCCUCGAAAGAUUUUUGGAACUUUUGCCCGAAAUUAAAGAGUUCCUGAAACACUCAACAACCCAUGCUGUUGCUUAUUCCCAGCUGGAUGACGGUCAGUGGCUCACUGAUUUGGCCUUUCUCACCGAUGUCACCAAUAAGAUCAAUGACUUGAAUCUCGAGCUGCAGGGGAAAGGAAAGCACAUCGCCAACAUGAUCAGUUCAGUGAACGCAUUUAAAACAAAGUUACGCCUGCUGUUAAGCAGGUUGCAGCGGUGUGACCUGAGGAGUUUUCCACACAUGGAGGCAGAGCUCCGCCGCCAGGGCAAGGAAAGUGUGGAGCUGUCAGAUGCUUAUGCGCAACAAAUUCAAAGCAUUCUAUCGGAGUUUGAGCGCCGGUUUGCGGACUUUGCUUCCAUUGAGCCCGUUGCCCAGUUCCUAUGCUUUCCAUUUGCAAAUGUUGAUGUUGAUUGCAUUGCCCCCCAAAUAGCCACGCUCUUCAGCCUGGACGGCAGUGCUGUGGAGAACGAAAUUCUUACUCUCACAAAUGACAUUGAGCUAAAAGCAAGAGCAACACCUGGCAUAAGUGGCGAAUUUUGGAACCUGUUGCUGGAAGAGAAGUAUCCAAGCCUCAGACAAUGUGCACUGAAUAUGUCUUCCCUUUUUGGAUCAACAUAUUUGUGUGAGUCUGCCUUUUCUCACAUGAAAAUCAUCAAGUCGAAGUACAGAACGACAUUGACUGAUGACCACCUUGCGGCCUGCCUAAGGCUGGCGCUCAGCUCCUACCGCCCGGAUUAUGAGAAGCUUGCUGACUCCUCCCAGUGCCAGAAGUCUCACUAAGUUGAAUUUGAAUCCAUCUGCCGGUUUCUCUGCCAGUGCCAAUGCCCCGUUAAGCAUUCUGAAAUACUG
This is a messenger RNA of Anoplopoma fimbria (sablefish), 2080 nucleotides long. Its product is annotated as general transcription factor II-I repeat domain-containing protein 2-like. NCBI's taxonomy places the organism in Eukaryota, Metazoa, Chordata, Actinopteri, Perciformes, Anoplopomatidae. The coding region runs from base 152 to 2011 and encodes 619 amino acids. The record is from RefSeq and is a predicted model, not a curated record. Gene Ontology annotation, molecular function: protein dimerization activity. The transcript has 2 exons.